This is a messenger RNA of Closterium sp. NIES-67, 2160 nucleotides long. Lineage: Eukaryota; Viridiplantae; Streptophyta; Zygnematophyceae; Desmidiales; Closteriaceae. The record is from the annotation of a GenBank genome assembly.
CGAUUGCUUGCGGCAUUCGUGAGGUCGUGGCAUUUCGGCUCCUAGGUUUUAUACUCCGGAGCCUAGGCUAUGGAGGCUAGAGUCACCUGGAGGUUAGGCUAUAAAGGCUACAGAGUUAAUCAGUGAGAGCAACCCUCCUAGAUCGACGUUCAGCGAAAAGGCGAAUUAGAAUAGCGGGCAUCGAUUUUGCUCCUCGUCUGUCUCGCCGCAUCAACAACCACAUAAUCGCAACUUGCACCAGGCCGUUUACCUUGGACCGUGCUGUUUUUGUUCGUCUGUGUGAGUGCGUGAGCGGCCAUCGCCUGUUUGUGCAGCCAUGGCGGCACGCCCGAGGUCCUCGGGGCUCUCAACGGAGGUUAACGCACGCGUCGUUGCGCUGAUGGCUCGCCUGACGGCCCUACUCGCGUGCUGCCACAUCAGCUCCUCGCAGUUCCUUCCACACAAGGGAGUGCUCGAAUCCGACUCCCCCUUCGCAGCAGCUGCUGCUCGCGCCAGCAUGCCUGAAUGGGCCACGGCCAUGCAUCACCAGCAGCAGCAGCAGCAGGAGGAGGAGGAGAGCACGCCUGUCAUGGUGUCGCCACUCUUCUUCCACUCCAGCAGCAACGUUGACGAUCGCACCCAGCACCGAGUGCUUCAGCAGUCGCCCAGCACAUACUUCGCCGUACAGAACCUCACCACGCCCUAUCAAUACGGUCGUUUCUACACGCCGGUGGUCAUAGGGUCGCCGCCCAAGAUGUUCAUCGCCAUGCUGGACACGGCAGUCAGCCUCUCCUGGCUCUACUGCGACUGCAUCGACUGCCCCACCGACUCCGCUGUCAUCAAGCAACGCACGUUCUACUUGACGGCCAACUCGUCCUCCUCGUCCCUCCUCACGUGCACGAGCCCAGCGUGCCGCCAGGUGCCGUCCUCAGGCUGCCAGGCGCUGCCCUCCAACUUCUCGCGCUCCAACACCUCCUGCGACCUGCGCUACGCGCCCGCGGGGGACCUCGUGCAGGACGGCGUGCUGCUCAAGACGGUCAAGGGCGGAGUGCUCGGGGAGCAGGCCGCGAGAGUGAACUUCGGCUGCGGGCGCAUGGAUCUGGGCUACGGGGGGUCAUCAGUGGACGGGGUGCUGGCUCUCGGCGCGCGUCCCUACGGGCUGUUGGCGCAGCUGAACGCGUCGCUGGGGCUGGCGCGCGCCUUCUCCCUCUGCUACGACAGCGGCAACCAGCGCGGCGCGCUGCUCAUUGGUGAUGCUGAUGUGCCCCCGGGCAUGGCGUCCACACGCCUCGGGCUGCUGCCUAACGUCUCGCGCUACUUCCUCAACGUGUCAGGCAUGCGUGUGGGCAGCAGUGUGGUGGGCAACAGCUCGGGGCUGGCGGCGCUGGUGAACGGCACGCAGGGAGGCUUCACAGUGGACACCGCCAUGCUCUACUCGGGGUUCCGCAGAGACGUGUUCGACGCCAUGGUGCUCUUGCUGUUUGCGGACGCUUCGCUGACGCAAACUGGUUCGCAGGACAAGGCCUGUGUGGUCAACGACGAAGCGGCCAGGAAGGUGUAUUUCCCGCCCAUACUGAUCGAGUUUGCGGAGGGAAAUUUCACCGUGCUUCCAGAGAACUACAUGGUGGUGAAUGAAACCACGCAGUGCUUUGGUGCUGUGGCCCUAGACGCCAACGCCACCCAGUCCGCGUUCCUGGGGACCAUGUGGAUCCGAGACCAGUUCCUGACUUUUGACUUCACCCGAAAGGCGUUCUCCUUUCAGCCCAUGAACUGCACCACACUCACACCCAUCGCUGCCCCACCGCCUCCCCCUCCCCUCGUGCUCACCGUCCCAACGCCGCCAGACAAGGGAGCAUAUUCUCCCUCGCGGCUGCCUUGCACCUUGAUUCUGCUCCUCCUUGCACUCUUAUUGAACUCCUUUGCUUAAAUGCUUCGAUGUGUGAUACCAUACUCCAUUCUAUUGUGUUGACUUUUCUUCACCGUAGUGCCGUAAAUAAGCAUCUGCGAGCAUUGUACGCUGUGCUUCUCAGCGAGCAAGUGAAAACUUUCCUGGUUAGCUUGUAGGCCCUUCCAACCAGCAAAGAGCCCUAGAGUAGGCCCCACGAUAUCAGGAUUUUUACGCUUUUUUCAGGGUGUUUGCUUGUACCGACCCUGAUGAAAAAGCCCUUUUUUCUGAUUGGA